AUGUCUGUAUCAAAAUUAGAAUCGCUUCCUAAUGAAAUAUUAAGUCAUAUAUUUGAAAAAUAUAUGAAUGGUGUAGAUAUAUUGGUUGCUUUUGUUAAUUCACAAAACCGACGUUUCGAUGCACUUAUAUCUCAAUGUCGACGAUUUUAUUUUAAUUUUUUUAAUUGUCGAAAAGAUUAUUUUGAUUUUUGUCUUGAUCUUUUACCAACUUAUAUCGAACGAAUAGAAAUAUUAAUUUUAUCUGAACAAAAUACACCUGGUCAAAUUCAUACAUUUUUAUCUUUUUUUCCAUUAUUUAUUUCAUUUAAACGACUGCGUAAACUUUAUUUGGAAUUAAAUAGUAACACUAUUGAUUGGGUAAUAGCUCAACGUGCUAUUAUUUCAUUAUCUCAUACACCUAUUGAUACAGUUAUUCUUAAAGCUAUGGAAACAGCAAAUAUGCCAACAUUAAAUUAUAUUAUUGGUGAUAUAUUUAAAUUUAAAAAAAUUAAACGAAUUAUUUUAAUGAAUGAUUUUCACGGUAAUCAAUGGAAUUUUUCAUCAAAUAUUUCAUCAACAGUUGAAUAUUUAACAAAUUUUGACAAUUCAUGUGAAUUUCAACAUUUACAAUCAAUUUUUCAAUAUACUCCUCAUCUUAAAUAUCUUAAUGUUCGACUUACUUCAAAUUCAUAUUAUGGUUUUUAUUAUUUAUCACAUCCUUCGAACAAUAAUAUUAUAUCAAUGUCUAAUCUUCAUACUGUUAUAUUAUCUUUUCAAUCAAAUGAUUCGACAACAUUUGAUAUAUUAGCACAAUAUCUUAAAGCUAUGCCUGUUUUACGUCGUUUAGAAAUUAAAGCACAUAGCGCACUUCUAGAGGCAAAUGCUUGGGAAUCUUUAUUACAAGUAUCAUUAUCUUUGCUAACUAAUUUUAUUCUCAAGACAACAACAUAUUGUGUUAAUGAAGCUGAUAUUGAAAAGAUCUUAGCAAAAUUUGAUACACCAUUCUGGAAAGCAAAGAAAAACUUUUAUAUGAUGAUAACAAAAACAUAA
Molecule: messenger RNA, 1029 nt
Organism: Rotaria sp. Silwood2
Lineage: Eukaryota; Metazoa; Rotifera; Eurotatoria; Philodinida; Philodinidae
Source: the annotation of a GenBank genome assembly